AUGCGGAGGGAGGCGGAGCACCUCGAACUCAAGGUGAAGCAGGACGAGCUGCGCAAGAAGGCGCAGAAGUACACCGAGGCUCACGCGGAGAAUGCGCAGAUCGACGAGCAGAUGCUGGCGCUUCAAAACAGGAUCCGCUAUUUGAUGGACCAGGAGGCGCUGGCGGACAAGAACAUCGAGGACGCGCGCAAAAAGAAGGACGAGAUCGUGUCGCUGCGCGCCGAGCGAGCCGCGCACAUGUCGGACGACUACGAGCGCUACCUCGCCGAGUACCUCGCGGCGCACAAACACGCGCCAGACGCUGGCACCGAGGCACAGCUCGAGGCCGCGCAGGCCUCGGCCGCGGCGAGGGUCGCUGCGGACGAGGAGGCAGCGGCGCAGGUCGCAGUCGCCGCCCUGCGAGGCAAGCCCGCCGCACAGCCGCGGCCCGCCGCGGCGCGUGCAACCGCAGCCUCCGGCGCUGCAGUCGACGCCAGCGACUCGACUUCGUCCAUGCCCGCGGCGCUGCGUGCCCUGCGUAAGCCCCCCAAGGCCGCGGCCGGGCCGGGCGGGGCGAACCCAGCGAUGCCGCGGAGUUCCCGUGCCCCGACGGUGCCUGCGCCAUCCGCGGGUGGCGAGAAGCCGGCCCUGAAGCGCACGACGAGCGCGUCGUCGCGUGGCAGCGGCAAGGCGAGCGGGGCGUCCUCGCGGCGUAGCAGCGCGGGGUCGUCCCGGGGGAGUAAAGGCGAAAAGGCCGGGGGGGCGUACCGCGCUCCGCCCCCCGGGUCCGCGAAGGCGGCGUCGGCGAGCGCUGCGGCGAAGAAGGGCAAGGUCGGGCCGCGGAAGUCCGCCCCCGGGGCGCCGCCCGCGACGCCGGGGACGCCGGGUCCCUGGAGUCCCCCGGAGCACUUGGCCAACAUGUCCUUCUCCGAGGCUCUGGCCAUGCUGCGGACGUUUUGUCUGGACAUGCAAUGGGAGGACGACAAGGACACCGGCCCGCUGGUUUCGUCGGUGAUCGCGAGCCACGCGGCGGCAGGGAGCGGCGCGGCGGAGGGGCUGGUAGCCGGGGGGCUGGACCGCGUUGCGGAGCGGUGGGGCGGCGAAGAGAACCCGCUGGAGGACGCGCUCGCGGAGGCGCGCGGGCUCGGGGAGGCGUCGCUCCAGCGGCUGCGGGAGCACCAGCAGGACGCACCGCUGCACGCGUCGCACGUCGCCAGGGUGCUGGACGUUGGCGGGGCUGGGGCGUGGGGCUGA
Pedinophyceae sp. YPF-701 is the source of this 1233-nucleotide messenger RNA. The record is from the annotation of a GenBank genome assembly. NCBI's taxonomy places the organism in Eukaryota, Viridiplantae, Chlorophyta, Pedinophyceae.